AGUUCCAGCAAAUGAUCGACAAGACUUUGGACGAUGAGAAGGUUCGUGUGUCGUUCCCCGAUGCUGAUGACAUAAUUAAUAAAAUCAAUAAAAAGACCUUCGCCACGCUACCCGAUUUUGAUAAUCUACCAUCUUCGAUCCAAAAUGCCGAGAGCUUGCAGCUGCAGACCGCCCAAGUGGAACCAGGUCCACGCACUCGUGGACAUCGCCGUUAUCGGCCAUCCUCGAGGAUCGACAGCCUGGCCAAGCCACUCGCUCGGCUGCGAAAACCAUCAAUUCGACUGAGUGCCGUCUUCCGGGAAGUUGACCCCCAAAUUCCAUGGUCCAAAAAGGGCCCAAAAGUCCAAAAUGAAAAACCCCAAGUAGUGAUUCCGACUCAACCUCCACUACCACCACGAACCAAAACAGGCGUGUCACGCGCAGCUUUGAAGUACGAGGCAUCUGAACACAUUAAACAAUUAGCCAAGCACCGUUCAAAGCCGAAAGUGGAAGACGAAAAUAAGUGCUUCUUGGUGAAACCGUCGUCACUUAUUUACAAACCAUCGCUCCGUAUCCAGCAACUAUCCAAGCCCCAGAUCCGUAAAGUGAUGACGUGAUCGUUGUUUCGAGGUUACA
Messenger RNA from Myzus persicae (green peach aphid), 615 nucleotides. RefSeq lists its product as uncharacterized. The coding region runs from base 12 to 596 and encodes 194 amino acids. The transcript is spliced from 2 exons. Lineage: Eukaryota; Metazoa; Arthropoda; Insecta; Hemiptera; Aphididae. The record is from RefSeq and is a predicted model, not a curated record.